AUGACCGACUUGUGUGAGACCUUGGAGAAUACAGUUCGUAAGUUAAUAUCGGAGAACGGUUUGCAAGCUGGCAUUGCAUUUCCUACAGGCUGCUCAUUGAACUGGGUUGCUGCCCAUUGGACUCCAAAUACAGGGGAUAAAACUGUGCUUCAGUACGAUGAUGUGAUGAAACUGGACUUUGGAACUGAUGGUCAUAUAGUGGAUUGUGCGUUCACUGUGGCAUUCAACCCAAUGUUCAAUCCUCUGCUCGAAGCUUCACGUGAAGCUACAAAUACGGGUAUAAAGGAAGCUGGAAUUGAUGUGCGUUUGUGUGAUGUGGGUGCUGCGAUUCAAGAGGUUAUGGAGUCAUAUGAGGUUGAAAUCAAUGGAAAGGUGUUUCAGGGUAAAGAUUUAGUAGACAACUCGAGCAACAUGUGUUUAGCAUGA
Messenger RNA from Striga hermonthica, 426 nucleotides. Lineage: Eukaryota; Viridiplantae; Streptophyta; Magnoliopsida; Lamiales; Orobanchaceae. The record is from the annotation of a GenBank genome assembly.